CAAGGAGGAAGGCAAGAUAGGAGGUAAAAGAGUACUGGUGUGCUAAAAUGAAUCGUACCCCGUUCUGGAAAAAAGCUUGUUGGCAGAAAGCAAAAUAAGCUGGUCUGGUUUGCAUAGGGCUCACUGCGCCGCCAGGGAUCAUCCCGCAGUAGCCCUAGGCAGAGAUACGGACGCUGCAAGUGUAGAAUCUGUCACGGACGAUCCCUAGGAUCUGGAAUACCCGCCCGGAUCAGGCAGUUCCGCGUCAAGGAAGAGGAAGUGCCAGACAUCGGCGAACUUACUGGCAAUAUUGUGCUGAAGCUGUGCUUGUGCUAUCUGAUCAAUAGUCAGAAGCUACGGGAUCCUGCUCCUUAUAUCCUGAUGUUUAUCCCUUGCUGAACUAUUGUGGAAUCGUGUGCCUCCAUGUCUGACAGGAACUAAUUGCAAAGUGGGAAAGAAGUUGGGAAGAGGAGGCGAGUCUUGAACCACUCGCUGCCUAACCAAAAGUUCUGAGUCUCACAGGUGUUCCUCCUUUUCAGCAAGCGCCUUGCAGCCUUACAUUUAAAAAUAAAAAGCAGCGCUGUUAGCAUCCAAGUGGUUUAAAUCUACUGGUGGGACCGGGUGGCAGCAAAUAAUUAUGCCGAGCAAGACCAGAUACAACCUGGUAGAUGAUGGGCACGACCUGCGGAUCCCUCUGCACAACGAGGAAGCAUUCCAGCAUGGCAUCUUGUUCGAGGCAAAGUAUAUUGGCAGCUUGGAUGUCCCCAGACCAAACAACAGAGUUGAAAUUGUUGCAGCAAUGAGGAGAAUAAGGUAUGAAUUUAAAGCCAAGAACAUUAAGAAAAAGAAAGUGAGCAUUACAGUGUCGAUAGAUGGGGUCAAGGUCUCACUAAAGAAGAAGACAAAGAAAAAAGAAUGGACAUGGGAUGAAAGCAAGAUGUUGGUGAUGCAGGACCCCAUAUACAGGAUAUUUUAUGUCUCUCAUGAUUCCCAAGACUUAAAAAUCUUCAGCUACAUAGCCAGGGAUGGCACCAGUAAUGUCUUCAGAUGCAAUGUCUUCAAAUCAAAGAAAAAGAGUCAAGCAAUGCGAAUUGUGCGGACAGUUGGACAAGCAUUUGAGGUGUGCCACAAGCUGAGUGUCCAACACACAGAACAGAAUGCAGAUGGACAGGAGGAUGAAGAGUGCGAGCAGGGUGGUGAGGAUACAGAACCACCAGCAACCCGACAGCUAACUGGUGCUGAAAAAAAAGCUACAGAAGAGACAGAUAUCGAUGCUGUGGAGACCCCCCUUCCUGAUGGCACUACGGCACAGUUCAGCAGAGGGGUCACUGAUCUGGAUGCUGUAAAAAAGACUCAAGACUCUUCUAGUGAGAAAAAGGUCCAAGAAGACAGCAUUUUGGCAGCGACUCCCAGGAUGCUACUUCCUUCCAUCAGCCAGCUGCCAGCAGGGACACCGUUGUCCGCACAUCACCAAAUUCAGCUGUUACAGCAGCAGCUCCAGCAGCAACAGCAACAGACCCAAGUGGCAGUUGCACAGGUUCACCUGCUGAAGGACCAACUGGCAGCAGAGGUAGCAGCACGUCUGGAAGUCCAGGCCCGUGUACAUCAGCUCCUUCUACAGAACAAGGACCUACUGCAGCACAUCACACUUCUCGUCAGGCAAGUGCAGGAGCUGGAGCUCAAACUCAACGGCCACAAUCCCAUGGGAUCCCAGGACAGCUUGUUGGAGAUCACCUUUCGCUCAAACAUAUCGACAGUAUUAUGCGACUCCACCACGCCAAAGCCCGAAGAGAUCAUCCUCCCGCCGAUGAACGACGGCACUGAUCUUUCACUUCCCCUCAAUAGUCCCAUAGUUGAUCAAAGCAUGUUUGAGAAUGCAAACACUAGCAGCAAGCCAAAGCUCCAGGCUAGCAAGUCUCUCACAGGCUCAACCAAGUCAACACAAAAUAUAUCAGGUGUUACUGAAUCUGUUGGGAUGAGUGCAUGGACAGGCAGCAGCCAACACCUGAAGAAUAUAGGCAAAGCCGUGGGGGCAAAAGUCAAUGAUUUCCUCCGUAGAAAGGAGACAACCAGUCAUGGGGAUAUUGGCGUAACAGAGAUCAACCGUAAUGUAGGUGCAGUCCUCAAUACACUGGAGAAUGACAUGCAUGGAAAGGUGUCUGAUUCCGUGAGCCAAAGUUUGCAACAACCAUUUCCACGUCUUGAUCCACCUCCUGCAACAACCAAGAAACGUACCCCUCGGCCCCUGAAAACUACUCAGGAUAUGAUGAUUUCUCCAAACCCUGUAGUCAGUAUACCUGAAGGUCUCACAACACCAAAUGCAUCCAGCUUAGAAGAUGAUUCCCUUACUGUUGAGCAGUCUAUAAACCAAUCUACUGUAAAGCAGAUGGCAGCCUUGAGCACUGCAUCUGAAGCUGAAGACAGGAUCCUUGAGAAGACCAACAUAGAGUCCUCAGACAAUCUCUUUGCACCAAGUAAUAGCACAGAAAGCCUCACUCAGGCUGUCCAUUCAGUACCCGAUCUUAUUAAUAAAGAAAAUUUAGACCUUAAACUGAAAACAAACAGUGAGAAAAGGAUGGCUUCAUCUCCAUGUCUCAACAAGUCACAUUUGAGGAUAACAUGCAGUGAAGAAAGUCUCUUAGAGAAUGAUUCUAAUAGCAUGAGCAUGCCAAGGCAAAUAAUGUCUGAUGGUGACAAAGAAGAGCUGGAACACCACCCAGAUUUGUUAUCCUUUGAGUAGUUCCUUACUCAGAGGAAGUUUCCCAAAGGAAAAGGGUCUGCCACUGUUGUUUGGUGCAUGUCAAUGACAUUUCCACAAUGUGCGUUGCACUCUGCUUCAUGUCUGAGUAUUUAAAAGAAUUGGUGAUUGCACCAGUAUGACUUAAUCCUGUGAAAUAAGUGUAUUUCUUUGUCUUUUGUGUGAAUGUUUAAUCCAUUCCCUGGUGCUGGUGAAAAAAAGCAGAUGUCCAAUUCACUCCCUGCUGCUGCUGGUAAAAAAAUAUAUAUGGUGUCCUAAGAAGCAUUCUAAGAAAUGACUUAUUCAUAUUUCUUACUUAAAGUUGGUAGAAAGAAGUGUUAUAUCAACAAUAAGAAGUAAUACAGUUUUACAGCUGCAUUUCCAUUCCUGUUCAUUCCCUUUCUGGGACCAUUAAGCUGAGUUAAAAAGUAUUUGUUCAUUUUAAAAUGCUUUGCAGACUUUUCACACCUUGUUAGUGAUUAAGCUGUUUGUGUUUUUCAGCUCCUGCUUUGGUAAUCACAUUUAACUGACGAAAGGGUGUACUUUACAAAACAAGUAGAAUGGAACGUCAUACAGAAGCCUAAUCUAAAUGUGUUUUUUGUUUGUUUUGUUUUUUACAUUUAUUACACCCGAUAUUCUGUCUCUGUACAAUAUUUACGAUCUGUCAGAAAGCUGGUAUAAUCUCUUUUUACCAUUGCCUUCUCUACUUACCCCUAACGUUUCUUACUUAGUAUUUUCUCUCCACUUUGCUCUAAGCUUUAUAUGACACCUGUAUACAUGGCUGGUGAUAUUCUAAUAUAGGGAUAAAUUAAAGAUAUCACUAUCCUGCCACCAACUUCAUUCUCCUGUUAUUAGUUUUUAAGAACAAAUUGGAAUAUUUGUUUUCACACUAACACCACUUAUCAUAUUCAAAGGCAAAUAAGUUAAAAUUGGUGCACUUGUGGUCUGGACAUCAUGCUAUUCAGCAUAUAAACUAAGUAGAAACUUUGCAUUGUGGAGAGUGCGAAGUUCAUUCCUUGAACUAUGUUAUGCACCUAGUUCACUAAUAAACUUCGACCUUUAAAAUACAUACUACAAAAUAAUAAAAUAGUAGAU
Protopterus annectens (West African lungfish) is the source of this 3811-nucleotide messenger RNA. Its product is annotated as carboxyl-terminal PDZ ligand of neuronal nitric oxide synthase protein-like. Bases 617 to 2719 code for a protein of 700 amino acids. Gene Ontology annotation, molecular function: nitric-oxide synthase binding. NCBI's taxonomy places the organism in Eukaryota, Metazoa, Chordata, Ceratodontiformes, Protopteridae. The record is from RefSeq and is a predicted model, not a curated record. The transcript has 12 exons.